CCCAGCAGCCACUCUGUCUUUUUGCAACCAUGUGGGUCUCUCUGCUGUGCCUCUGGCUGGGGCUAGCCCUUUCAGGGGCAGUCAUACCAGCCGAGGAAGAAAAGCCAGCCUUCUGGAAUGAGAAGGCAUCCCGGGCCAUUCAAGAAGCCCUGAACCUCCAUCCCCGGCACCACCGUGCUAAGAACCUCAUCCUCUUUUUGGGAGAUGGCAUGGGUGUCUCCACCAUCACUGCCACCCGCAUCUUGAAUGGACAAAUGCUGGGGCAUUUGGGCCCUGAAACACCUUUAACUAUGGAUACUUUCCCCUAUGUGGCGCUUUCCAAGACGUACAAUGUGGACCGGCAAGUGCCAGACAGUGCAGGCACUGCCACCGCCUACCUCUGUGGGGUGAAGGGCAACUAUAAGACAAUCGGUCUGAGCGCAGCUGCCCGCUACAACCAGUGCAACACCACGGCAGGAAACGAGGUCACAUCUGUGCUACAGAGAGCUCGCGCGGCUGGCAUGUCUGUGGGGAUUGUGACCACCACACAGGUUCAGCAUGCAUCGCCUGCCGGGAACUACGCUCAUGUGGUGAACCGGGACUGGUAUUCGGAUGCCGACAUGCCUGCGCUGGCAAUUUCACAGGGCUGCAGAGACAUUGCUGAGCAGCUGCUUGAAAAUGUCGACAUCACGGUGAUCUUAGGUGGUGGCAGGAGGUAUAUGACCCCAGCAGGCACCCCGGACCCUGAAUACCCUUCAAAACCCAGUGACGGCGGUCUCCGCAAAGAUGGGCAGGACCUCGUUGACAAGUGGUUGAAAGUCUCUCCAAACAGCAAGUAUGUCUGGAACAGAACAGAUUUGUUGGCCGCUAUGGACGAUCCAGCUGUGAACCGUCUCAUGGGUCUCUUUGAACCUUCCACCAUGAAAUACGAUCUCAAUCGAAAUAACAUCAUGGACCCAUCACUGACUGAGAUGACUGAAGCAGCCAUCAAAGUCCUCCGCCGCAACCCCAAGGGCUUCUACCUGUUUGUGGAAGGAGGCAAAAUCGACCACGGGCACCACGACGGCAAUGCAAAGCUGGCUCUCACCGAAGCAGUGGAAUUUGAUCAUGCCAUCCGGCGAGCAGGAGAACUGACCAGUGAAGAUGACACCCUCACCGUGGUGACAGCCGACCAUUCCCAUGUCUUCAGCUUUGGGGGCUAUACCCUGAGGGGCACCUCCAUCUUUGGCUUGGCCCCUAAACUAGCAAAGGACAGUAAGACGUACACCUCUAUUGUAUAUGGGAAUGGGCCGGGCUACCAGAUUACCAACCAAAGUCGCCCGAAUGUGAGCGCUACUGAGAGUGAGAGUGACAACUACCAUCAGCAAGCUGCCGUGCCCCUCAGUUCAGAAACCCAUGGAGGCGAGGACGUGGCCAUCUUCGCCAAGGGCCCCAUGGCCCACCUUUUUCACGGGGUGCAGGAGCAGACGUACGUGGCGCACCUCAUGGCCUUCGCUGCUUGCCUGGAGCCGUACACGGAAUGCGGCCUGUCCAGUCACAACUUUGCCGGCAACGUCUUCCCCACAAUUCUGGUUCUUUUCCUGGCAGCUGUGCCCUUUUGGUGCCUCUGACUCUCAUUUGGAUACACCACCCUUCUCCUGUCUCUGGGAUCUGGAGAGCAUUUGCUUCUCUUGCCAGCCACACAGUGGAGAUGCGCUGCCAUCCCCUCCCCAUCUUGUUUUGGACUGCAUCAAUAUACAUCUCAAGAACACACGACGCUGCCUUGUACCGAAUCAGUCCACAGGACUAUCAAGCUAAGCAUUGUCUACUCAGUCCGACUGAAGCUCUCUAGGAUCCCAAGAAGAGGUCUUUCACAUCACCGUUUUAUCUGGAGACGCCAGGAAUUGAACUGGCGACCUUCCGCGUGCCAAGCAGACACUCUACCGCUGAGCCACAACUCCUCCCACAACAUCGGCCAUCUUGCUGGGACUGGCAGUUCCAUCCACAACCAGGAGAGGGCGACAUGUUAACUCUCAGAACUGAGGGCGCAGCUCUAGAAGUGCUCGGGGGUGCUCUGUGACGUGCAGCAGUGUGCUAAGUGUGUGCCGCAAUCUGACGAUGAAUGACUAAAAUGGGAUCUUGUCCCACUGCCAGAACGUCAGUCAGUCGCCAGACAAGCAUGCAGAAUUCUUUCUUCCCUCUUUGCGUCAAAACCGAUAUUAAAAUUGGGAGGCAGCUGCUGGAAUGGAGGGGGGCAUAGUCUGUGUGCUUGGGAGUUGGGGGGGGGUUACGAUGUGUCCUGUGACUUUCCGUCCCAUGCAAAUUCUCUCCAACCUGUAUGUCUAAACGUGACCCAGGAAUGUUCUCUUCUAUGUACCCCAUCUAUGUACCCGCUUAGGCUGUCAAAGGCCAGCAUCCUCCUCAGCUGCCCCUCAGGUCUGGAACUCUCCUCCCUUGGAAACUUGCCCAAACCUGAGCCUGUGCUUUGGUCCAAGCUGGUGAAAGUCAUUUUUCAUUCCCAGUGGCUCUCAGAUGCCGGGAAUUGGAUGCGACAAUGAGCAAGCUGUUCCCUGCCCUUCACCUUCAGUGUGGGCGAGUUUAAGUCUGGCGACCCCAUCAAUUAAUGAAUGCCCCCGUUUGCCCAUGCAGACAAAACAGCUCUGGCCUUUUAAUUCAACAUAAUUAGCAGCAGAAAAAUACAGCGCCAAAUAUCUGUACAAAGAGCCCCUCAGCCCGACUGCCCGGACACCGCCACCUGCUGGCCAGGAGUGCUGGCGAUGUGGAUACGUGGCUGGAGCAGGACUGGUCAGGAAACCUUGCAUGGCCGGCCCUUCCUUGCCCCCUAGAGUAACCUUGUGCUGCAGCCUGGGCUCAGGGGGAGGAGUCCGGGCCGUGGCACGGCAGCCAGGCUAGGCAGCACGGAGCAAGCAUGUGGCUGUCUGCCCUUCUCUCCCUCCCAGAGAUCCUGGUUUGGUUGGGGUUGCCAACUCCAUCUUGAGAAAGUCCUGGAGAUUUGGGGGAGGUCCCUGGGGAGAGUAGACUUUGGGGGGGGGGAGAGGACUCAGCGGGGAUAUAGCGUCACUCUAGGGCUUCUGUUGCUCUUAAGCUCUGUGGUAAGCUACAUAUCCUGCCCUCCAAAGUGUCUAUUUCCUUCAGGGGAACUGAUCACUAUAUUUUGGACAGCAGUUUCAGGAGAAUCCCAGGCUGCACCUGAAGUUUAGCAACCUUAGGUUUUGCCCAUUUUCAAAGAAGACUGAGAGGGGCAGAGGAGUGGUCAGGGACAUGCCAGGACAGAUAGGCGGGUCUGGAAAUCAGGAAUGCGGUUUUGAAUUUUGCAGGCAAAUCUCUUUGUCCUUGGGAAGUGGCAGCCCAAAUGCUGCCGUCCUUUAGGGCGGGCUGGAGAAACGGGCCUUCCACUCUCAGACCUGUCGCCACGGUAACAGCUGGGCCUAGUUGGUAGUGGCCUGACCUACCACCAUAGCCAGUUUUUGUCUGUCCCCAACAUGACCCAACCCAGGUGUGUGCUGAUCUGGGCAAGACAAGGGGCAGAAGAGGAGGCCUGUUCCUAAAAGAUCCAGACUCCCCUUCCCACAGCUAUUGGCAGUCAGCUUCUGCAGGUCCGUCCAAUGUGUCGGUCUGUCCCUGAGAACAGGACCCGAUUGGAUCAGCAGGCGUGGUUCCCCCCUCUGUCCAGCCAGUGGGUGAGGAGCAGAAGGCAAAGGGUCCAGCAGGUACCUUGGCCCACACCGGGUGCAGAUUGGAGGGGAAGGGAAGGGGUUGGCGCUUCACCAGACGGAGCAUUUGCGAGCCGGGUUCAUGGGUGAAUUCUUGGGGCAGUGGAAGACCCGGCCGAAUUCUUCAAAUUGUGAGACGCUGCCAAGAACCCUGCAGGGCAAAGAGAAAGAGACAGAGACGCAAGGGAAGUGUAGGGCCAGCAGACGGCCUGCCAGGAUUAAAGGAGAGGUCUGGCUUGAAUCUUAACACCGGGCCUGGGAGCAAGUGCUCAGUGUCUGUGGUGAGAUGAUUGUGCACGCUCAGAAGCGCACCUUGUUCUUCUAUUAUGGGCCCUGGAGUUGCUUCCUCAAAUGGGUUCAUUUGCAACUUCCAGGAACUUUCCAGCAAACUAUUCAUUUAUUUGUUCACACCUCUCUUUUCAGCCUCUUUUGAUAGGAAGCAGGGCCCCCCAACCUUUCCCUUUGGAAUGCUGGCACAGGGUGCCACAAAAUGGCUGCCGGAGGAGGCGGGGCCAAAUGCAAAAUGGCUGCCACAAGAGGUGGAGCCAGCCACAAAACAGCAGGGAAUGAGGUCAUGUAACUCUCAUAGUAACUCUUCAAAAUUUCAGGCAGAAGCUCUGUUUAAAGGGGUGCUUUUUAAAAUUGACAUAUUGUUUUAAAAUAUUUUCUUGCAUACAGUUUCAGUCAUGCGGUGCUGAUCCUUGUAAUGCGGUGGCAGCUGCAACUUUUAAAAAAUCUGCAGUGCCAAUCAAAUCUCCAGUAGCCAAUGAGAAGCCCUGCUGGGCCAAAACCUCACCUGGCCCUGCCCAUUUUCUAAAAAUAAAUGGCGGGCACCGGGAAAGGUGUUGGCAGGUGCCACCGUGCCAAUAGGCAUCGCAUAGGGGACUCUGGUCUUGAAUUUGUACACUGCCCUCCUCCAGUGCAUUUGUCAACCAUCAAAACCAGAGUUAUCCCAAAACUCCUGGAGUUUAAGUGGCCAGCUGGAACGGGCUUUUUCCUCACUCAAAAGUCAGGCAUGAAACACCUGCCUGGUGGGAUUAGCAAAAGCACACCUGUCCAAAAUCCAGGCUGAUACCAUGCCUGGUUUAAUUAAUUCUGCUGCAUGGUGCCGAGACACACUGUGUUUCCUUGGGCUGGAGGCCAAUAAUUGUUUGGAAGUUGGUUUGAAAGAAAGGGUAACUUCCCAAAGUUGGUCCGUCCGUCCUACUUUUCCUUCUAGCAAAUAGGUUUGACAGAUCAGACUUUUGAACGAUUCCUUUUCUUCCUCGUUUUGCGUCUCCUUUUUACAGGACGCCGCAGCAUGAUUUUUAAUUAACGAUUUAUUAUACGUCAGUGCCUGUUUUCUUGAUCGAUUUUAUGUCUGCUCCUUGAUGGUUUUCUGUGGCUCCCUGAUGGGUUUGUUGAUGGUUUUCUGAGGCUCCCUGAUUGUUUCUCUGACACUCCUCCCUCCCAAAAAAUGUAUGAUGCUACUAUUUAUUGUUUUUGUACAGAUUGGAAACUGCCUCAAGGGUCAUGGCGCAGAAGGUUCAAUAAAUAAAUAACACCUCCACA
Eublepharis macularius is the source of this 5243-nucleotide messenger RNA. RefSeq names its product intestinal-type alkaline phosphatase 1-like. Gene Ontology annotation, biological process: dephosphorylation. Lineage: Eukaryota; Metazoa; Chordata; Lepidosauria; Squamata; Eublepharidae. Gene Ontology annotation, cellular component: plasma membrane. The coding region runs from base 30 to 1589 and encodes 519 amino acids. Gene Ontology annotation, molecular function: alkaline phosphatase activity. The transcript is spliced from 11 exons. The record is from RefSeq and is a predicted model, not a curated record.